AUGGACUCGCGCCUGGAGAAGAAGUUGGACUCGGUCCGCAAGCGUAUCGCCGCCCACACUUUCGAUGGCGAGGACGGCGAGGAGUACGGGGGAUCUGCGUUUGGUGGCUUCACCGACUAUUUCCGGCGCAAGAGGAUCAAGCUGCAGAACCUCGACGCCGCCACACGCGCACAGGCUGGAGACAAGCCCAGGCUCUUCCGCGGUCUUGUCGCCCACGUCAACGGCUACACGCAGCCUUCGCUGAACGACCUGCACACGCUCAUUGUCCAGCACGGCGGCGGCUUCCUGCAGUAUCUCGACGGCAAGACAGCUGUCACGCACAUCAUCGCCAGCAGCCUUACCCCGAAAAAAGUCGUCGAGUUCCGCCAGUACCGCAUCGUGAAGCCGGCGUGGGUCGUGGACAGCAUAGCGGCCGGCAAGCUGCUGCCAUGGAACCACUACCGUGUCGUGGACGAGGGCGAGACGCAAAAAGUGCUGGCUUUCGACAAGGGCUCUGUAGUCAGCACGGCGAACAGCAAGCAGAGGGGCUACCGCGACCAGACGGACAACAGCUGGUACACAGGCCAACUGCGUGCAAGCCAGACCACACCGCCUGCUGCAUUGCAGGCAACAAACCGCUCGCGUUUCGCACGGCAGAAGCUGCCCACACCGGAUGACGACGCUGACGAGAUCGAGGACCUGCCACCAUCACACCAGCCUGAAGAAUCGUCGAGUAGUCAAGUGCGCAAAGCCAAAGAACAGGGCAAAACGCUAGUCUCGCCCCCCAAGACAAGUCCAACCAUCGCACCUGAGCCGUCGCCAGACGAGUUCGGCAACAUCGACGACAUUGCCGACGAGCUGCACGACAGUCUCUACGCGGACCCUACGCCAGCCAGGCCGCUGCCACGCAAGAAGAGGCAGUCUACCCCACCACAGGACCGCAUUCAUGCAGCUGAGAUCGCCGCAAACCCACGCAAGACAGAGCUGACGGCCGAGGAACACAACGCCAUCCUUCUGCGGGACCCCAGGAUUCGCAAAUCCACUGUCGUCGACCCCAACUUCCUUGAACAGUACUACCGUGAAUCAAGAUUGCACCAUCUGUCGACGUGGAAAGCAGACCUGAAGGCUCAGCUGCAAGCCAUGGCUAGCGAGAAGACCGCAACGCAGAAAGCAAAGCAGAAGCGACCCCCAGGCGCACGUCGCUACAUUCUCCAUGUCGACUUUGACAGCUUUUUCGCUGCCGUGAGCUUGAAGAAGAGUCCCGAGUACGAGAACAAGCCGGCUGUUGUUGCACAUGGCCAAGGCAGCGGGUCUGAGAUUGCAAGCUGCAACUAUCCUGCCCGCAAGUACGGUGUCAAGAAUGGCAUGUGGAUGAAGCGUGCGAUGGAGCUGUGCCCGGACUUGAAGAUCUUACCAUACGACUUCCCUGCCUACGAAGAAGCGAGUCGAGCCUUCUAUGACGCGAUACUUGCCACCGGCGGUCUCGUUCAAAGCGUCAGUAUUGACGAGGCUUUGAUUGAUGUGUCCAACAUCUGCGGCGCGAUCGGCGGGAGCGACGGUCGAAAGAUGAACGAGGCUGCUGUGUAUCGUGAGCAAGCCAAAGCCGAUGAGAUUGCCAAAUCUUUGCGAGAACAGAUCAAGCUUCGGACGGAAUGUGAUGUUUCUGUAGGCAUCGGCGGCAACAUCCUCCUCGCCAAGGUAGCCUUGAGGAAAGCGAAGCCUGCAGGUCAACAUCAGAUCCAGCCUCAAGAGGUACUGGAUUUUCUUGGCCAGCUUCAAGUGCAAGACCUCCCAGGCGUUGCAUGGUCAAUCGGUGGAAAGCUUGAAGACGCCGGUGUCAAGCUCGUCAAAGAUCUUCGCGACCUUACCAAGGAGAGGCUCAUUCAGAUCCUUGGCCCAAAGACUGGCGAGAAACUGUACGAGUAUGCGCGCGGCAUUGACAAGCAAGAAGUAGGCGAGCAAGUGAUACGCAAGUCUGUGUCCGCAGAAGUCAACUGGGGUGUCCGCUUUGCAACACAGGAACAAGCUGAGGAGUUCAUCACCAGUCUUUGCAACGAGCUGCAGAAGCGUUUGUUGAAAGAAAAGGUCAAGGGCAAGCAGUUCACCAUGAAGAUCAUGCGCCGUGCAGCAGACGCCCCCAUCGAACCGCCGAAGCACCUUGGUCAUGGGAAAUGCGACACGUUUAAUAAGAGUCUUGUAAUGGGGGUCGCGACCAAUUCCAAGGAGGUUCUGACCAAGGAGGCAAUCGGUAUACUACGAGGAUUUGGGUUUUCUCCCGGUGAGCUACGAGGUAUUGGUGUCCAGGUGACAAAGCUAGAGCCUAUGAAAUCUGCCACCGAUGGCAGUCUCGACGGCUCUCAGCGGCGCCUUCAGUUCAAGAUGCCCACAAAGCCUCUGAGUGCUCGCAAGGGGCCAGCCAGCAGCAUCAUCGAAACGCCAGUCAGUGCUCGUAAGAUACAUGUCAAUGUUCCACCGGAGCCCGCCAGCGUUCGCAACGAGCCAGAAACUGUGCACGAAGAUGUUGUCGAGGAGCCGACCAGUAUCUUCGAGGAGCUUAGAGAAGCCGCCGAUGUUUACGAUUCUUCGUUACCAUUCACAGCGCCAGUUCCAACGCCUACCAGCAUUCGGAAAGCGGCGCCUUCGCCAUUCGUCGAAGCAGAUCCUAUUCAAGACGACCCCGAAACACCACGCAAAUCCAAGACCCCUGCAGCGGCCGACGACCAUGUUGCUUUUGGUGCUGCGCAGCUCAACCAAUCCACCCCCUCGCGUCGCCCGCUCAACAUGAUGGGCACGCAGUUCAUCCUGCCCACCCAGGUCGACCCAAAAGUCCUCGCCGAGCUGCCUCCAGACAUCCGCUCCAAGCUACUUCGUCAACGGCAGUCCUCGCCCACACCCGCUGCACGGAGAGACGACUCGCCUGGUGCCUACGUACCCAGUAGCCCGUCCACGCCUUCGAGCAAAAUGCCUUUUGCUGCGACCGCACUGCCAGCACAGUCCCAACUUGACCCCGAGAUUCUCGCCGCGCUCCCCGACGAUGUCAGGGCGGAGAUCAUGUUACACUACAGCGCAGCAGGUUUGACGCAAUUCUCACCAUCGCGACGACCGAGGGGUGUAGACCAGACGAUUCUCCCACAGAGCCCAAGAAAGAACAGAAUCAUCGGCAUUCCUGCGAAGAAACCGCUACAGAUCAAACGAGGGAGAGGCAGGCCGCCACGAAGCGCAAUGCUGGCCGCUGCAGCGCAGAUGAAAGCAGUCAGCAAGGACGGCAAGACACUCACACAAGCCAACUUCAUCUCGCUCAAGAACCCCGUGCGGCAGCGGAGCGAAGAAGCUGCCGCUGCAGACGCACCAUCAAGGAAAGACGACGCAGACCUCGACCCGGAAUUCCUACAAGCGCUACCGGAAGACGUCAGAAAAGAAGUCAUCGCCGAGCACAAAGCCACCAAACUGCGCGCCUUCCGCCUCGCGCUCCAACGCCCGCGCCCUGGCACCUCCAAACCACCCACCCACCUCCCCCACCUCCCUCACCACCAGCACCAUCACCAACAGACAUGUGCUCGACCCAAGACGAUCCAAGUACCCCGCCCACAGACAGCCUCUUUCACCCGCGAAAAACUCCACGCCGAACCAGACCUGCGCGACGCCAUGCGCGACUGGGUCGGUGAGUUUCGCGCCGAGGGACCCUAUCCCGAGGACGUGGCUGCGCUGUCAAAGUACCUCUCCAAAGUCGUUGGCGAAGAGCGCGAUCUACGCAAGGCGGUUGGGGUGGUCAAGUGGCUUGACUUUAUGGUUGGGGAUGUGGAUGCUGAGGCGGUUGAGGGUGAGGGUGCGGAGGGGACGGAGAGGUGGGAGGAUGCUGUGGAGAGGGUUAAGGCGGGGGUUUGUCGGGCUGCGAGGGCGAGGGGGUUGGGGCGUGUGAGGUUCGAGUGA
Molecule: messenger RNA, 3909 nt
Organism: Ascochyta rabiei
Lineage: Eukaryota; Fungi; Ascomycota; Dothideomycetes; Pleosporales; Didymellaceae
Product: deoxycytidyl transferase
Exons: 1
Coding region: 1-3909 (1302 amino acids)
Biological process (GO): error-free translesion synthesis; error-prone translesion synthesis
Cellular component (GO): nucleus
Molecular function (GO): DNA-directed DNA polymerase activity; deoxycytidyl transferase activity; damaged DNA binding
Source: RefSeq, a predicted model, not a curated record